Huiozyma naganishii CBS 8797 is the source of this 2604-nucleotide messenger RNA. RefSeq names its product RNA-binding ribosome biosynthesis protein MRD1 (gene MRD1). Gene Ontology annotation, molecular function: mRNA binding. The record is from RefSeq and is a predicted model, not a curated record. Gene Ontology annotation, cellular component: ribonucleoprotein complex; nucleus; cytoplasm. The transcript has a single exon. Lineage: Eukaryota; Fungi; Ascomycota; Saccharomycetes; Saccharomycetales; Saccharomycetaceae. Bases 1 to 2604 code for a protein of 867 amino acids.
AUGUCUCGUAUUAUUGUAAAAGGGUUACCGACGUACCUGACCGACGACGGUCUGAAGAGCCAUUUCAACAAGAGGCUGAUUUCGAACCACGAAAACACGACAGAUGAGCUGAUCACGGAUGUUAAGAUUCUGAAGGACAAAAACGGACAGUCGAGACGGUUUGCUUUCAUUGGGUUUCGCAACGAGGCGGAUGCGCACGACGCGGUGAACUAUUUCAAUGGGUCGUAUAUCAACACGGCGAAGCUCGAGGUCAGCAUGGCAAAGAGUUUUGCCGACCCGGGAGUCCCGCAGUCAAUGAGGGAGAAGAAACGGGAGGCAUACAAGCGGAUGCGUGAACGGGAGGCACAGCUUGCACAGGAGGAGGAGUCUGCCCGUGCCAACAAAAAGCAGAAAAAUGUACCUGAGAAUACGAGCAGGGGUAUCGACGCGGAGAUCGCAAAGGACAAGCAACUACAAGAGUUCAUUGAGACCAUGAAACCGGGCGCUCAUGUGGCGUCUUGGGAGAAAGUGGGAUCCAAUAAAACGGAGGAGACGGAAAGUACCAUAGCCAACGACGAGGCGGACAACGCGCAGGGGAACCUGCUGCUCGCUCACGCAUUGGCAAUGAAGAAAGACGAGCCGGCGUUGCUCAAAGAGACAGCCAGCGAUGACGAGUAUGAAGAGUUGAAUAAGAAGUCAACAGAGACACAGGCGGAUGAAGGUGAUGAACCCAUGAUGUCGCUUGACCAGCUGGAUGAAGGCGCAGUUGCCAACAGCGAGAAUAACUUGGCCCAGGAUGAAAAAGUAUCUGAUUUAGACUGGUUCAAACAAAGACGUGUAAGAAUCAAGGAUGGUGCCAAUGAACCUGUAAAGAAACCAACACAACCACAGGAAGAAGAGGAGGCGACGGAUGCUAAACCCGAAUAUGUGGAACCCGCUCAACCGGAAAAAUCUGAGGAAGAAGUCGCGCUGGAGAAGAUUGGUCAAACAGGUAGACUCUUUCUUCGUAAUAUCUUGUACAACUCUACAGAACAAGAUUUCAGGGACUUGUUUAGUCCAUUUGGGGAACUCGAGGAGGUCCAUAUCGCGGUGGAUAUCAGAACGGGGAAAUCGAAGGGGUUUGCGUAUAUUCUUUUCAAAAAUCCAAAGGAUGCUAUCCAAGCUUACAUAGAGCUGGACAAACAAAUCUUCCAGGGAAGACUACUGCACAUUUUACCGGGGGAAUCGAAGAAAAACCAUAGGCUAGACGAGUUCGACUUGAAAAACAUGCCGCUAAAGAAACAGCGUGAGUUGAAGAAGAAAGCCACUGCCUCGAAACAGUCCUUUUCGUGGAACUCGCUGUACAUGAACCAGGAUGCAGUACUGGCCAGCGUUGCCAACAAACUCGGCAUGCAAAAAUCUGACCUGAUCGAUGCAGAAAAUUCAAACUCCGCUGUUAAGCAAGCGCUAGCGGAAGCGCAUGUUAUUGGUGAUGUGAGGAAAUAUUUUGAAGCUAAGGGCGUUGACCUCACAAAAUUCCUACAGAUGAGAACUCAGAGUGAUAGGGACGAUAGAGUCAUUUUGGUGAAAAACUUCCCCUUUGGUACCAAUAUUGAGGAAUUGGGCGAACUGUUCCUGCCAUUUGGUAAGUUGGAGAGGUUGCUUUUGCCCCCUGCAGGUACAAUUGCUAUUGUUCAGUAUAAGGAUAUUCCGUCAGCAAGGGCGGCUUUUACAAAACUUGCAUACAAGAGGUUUAAAGACGGUAUCAUAUAUCUAGAAAAGGGUCCCAAAAACUGUUUUGCUAGAGAUGCUACUGCUGAUGAGGCAAUGGAGAAGGAAACCGCGCCGGCUGUUGAAAUAAAACCAUCUGUGCACGAUAUCAUGGAAGGGAACAAGAGCAAGGAGGAAGUAUCACAAGAUGCCCAUGAACGUGAUGACGAUGCCAUUGAUGGUCCCACGGUGUCCAUCUUCGUUAAAAACCUGAACUUUAGCACAACAUCUGUUCAACUAACAGAUAGAUUUAAGAAGUUUGGCGGGUUUGUUGUCGCCCAGGUUAAGACGAAACCAGAUCCAAAACGUGAGGGACAUACGCUAUCCAUGGGGUUCGGCUUCGUGGAGUUUAGGACGAAAGAACAAGCAAACGCCGUCAUUUCAGCGAUGGACGGUGAAGUUAUCGAUGGCCAUAAGAUUCAACUGAAACUUUCGCAUAGACAAAGCAACAACACCAGCUCGCACGGCUCUAACAAAAACUCCAAGAGCGGGAAGAUUAUUGUCAAGAAUUUGCCGUUCGAAGCUACCAGGAAGGAUGUCUUCGAACUAUUCAAUUCGUUUGGCCAGCUCAAAUCUGUCCGUGUCCCCAAGAAAUUCGACAAAUCCACCAGAGGUUUUGCGUUUGUUGAAUUUCUAUUGCCAAAGGAGGCAGAAGAUGCAAUGGACCAACUACAAGGUGUGCAUUUGCUAGGUCGUAGACUCGUCAUGCAAUAUGCGGAACAAGAAGCGGCAGACGCUGAGGAGGAAAUUGCUCGCAUGACCAAGAAGGUGAAGAAGCAAAUUGCCGCCAGAGAAUUCUCAGAACUGAGAAAUAGCGGUGGGAGAAAACGGCUGGACAUUGACGAUGGAACGGGUAAUGAGUUUGAUGGAUUCUGA